Molecule: messenger RNA, 1452 nt
Organism: Parnassius mnemosyne (clouded apollo)
Lineage: Eukaryota; Metazoa; Arthropoda; Insecta; Lepidoptera; Papilionidae
Source: the annotation of a GenBank genome assembly
AUGGCAAAGUCUAUAGUGACUGACUUAAUUCAAAUUUUUAAAAGCAGUAUUAAUGCAGUGGUGCCAGGAAAUUUGGUAAAGAAUUGUCUUAAAUACUGCUCAUCUACACAUCGGCUGCAACUUUGUGGUGAAAAGUAUGAUUUAAUUAAUAAAAAUGUUUACAUAGUUGGAACUGGAAAAGCUGCUCGGAAUAUGGCUUAUGAAGUAGAAAAAGUAUUAGGCUCUAAAAUCAAAGAAGGGAUAAUAAGUAUUCCCAAAGGAAACUAUGAUCAUACUACAAUAAAUACAAAUAUGUUUUAUUAUGAAGGUGCCAAAAAUAAUUUGCCAGAUAAGGAUGCAAUGAAUACAGCUGAAAAAGUAGAACAUCUCGUCUCAAACUUAGGUAAAGAUGACUUUCUUUUAGUUUUGAUAUCUGGAGGUGGUUCAGCAUUAUUACCAUUACCGAGGCAUCCAAUAAGUCUUGAUGAAAAAACAAUGUUAAUAAAGAAACUGGCACACUCGGGGGCAGAUAUCAAGGAAUUAAAUACUGUGAGGAAAAGAAUAUCUGGACUGAAAGGCGGUCAAUUGGCUAUAAAAGGCAAAAAUGCACAAAUUGUAGCUUUAAUUCUGUCUGAUAUAAUUGGAGAUCCCUUAGACUUAAUUGCAAGUGGUCCUACAGUAAAAAAUGAAGAUAACCCUUUACAAGCGGUAGACAUUAUUAAAAAGUAUAACUUAUAUGAAAAUCUUCCACAUUCAAUAGUUACUGUUUUAAAUGAAAUUAAUAGUGUUGAAACAUUUCCAAAGGACACAGUUCAAAAUUUUAUAAUAGGUUCUAAUAAACUUAGUACUGAGGCAGCAUAUUAUAAAGCAAUGGAAUUGAAUUAUAUGCCAAUUGAGCUUUCAAAUAUUGUAAAUGGUAAUGUUAAAUUGAUAGCACAAAAUUAUGUUCAGUUAACCACAUCAUUUUGCAACUUUUUAAAUGGAAAAAUUAACAAAUUAACAUUGAAAGAUAUUGUGAAUAAAUUAGACAUACCAGGACUUAGUCCUAAUUUUGUGGAUUCCAUUGAUGAUUCUACUUGUUUUAAAGAAAAAGGUUAUUGUUUGAUAUUUGGAGGAGAAAUUAAUGUUGAAGUGAAAGGGACAGGUAAAGGUGGAAGAAAUCAGCAGCUAGCUUUAGAAUUUUCUAAUUGUAUACAUGACAUAAAAGAUGAAAUAAAUAAUUUUGAUGUUUAUUUUCUAAGUGCUGGUACUGAUGGUAUUGAUGGGCCAACUGAAGCUGCUGGUGCAAUUGGGUAUAGUGACUUGAUUUCAGACUCCAAAAAGGAAUGUCUAGAUGUAAAUUUAUAUCUUAACAAUAAUGAUUCAUAUAACUUCUACAGGAAAUUCAAGGAUGGUUCUUUCCACAUAAUUACUGGACAUACAAACACAAAUGUAAUGGAUAUACAUUUAAUUAUAAUAAAAAAAUGUAAAUAG